Hibiscus syriacus is the source of this 2400-nucleotide messenger RNA. RefSeq names its product SWI/SNF complex component SNF12 homolog. Gene Ontology annotation, cellular component: SWI/SNF complex; nucleus. NCBI's taxonomy places the organism in Eukaryota, Viridiplantae, Streptophyta, Magnoliopsida, Malvales, Malvaceae. Gene Ontology annotation, biological process: regulation of transcription by RNA polymerase II. The coding region runs from base 407 to 2071 and encodes 554 amino acids. The record is from RefSeq and is a predicted model, not a curated record. The transcript is spliced from 3 exons.
UUUUCUUUUAAUUGUUGCUUUUGAUUUCAAUCUGAAUUCCUCCUCUCUUUUGGUUUCAGCUCUCUUCCUUUAAUCUAAUUUCGUAAUUCAAACUCUUCGUUUCUUGCACUUCCUAUUUUUGUUUUUCCCCUUCGUUUCCUCAUUUUUGCUUGUUUGGAAUCCGAUAUUUUUUUGGGUAUGAUUUGGUUCAGAUUCAGUGUUUUGAGGGGUUUUUGCAAAAUUAGGGCUUUGGGGUUUUGGUACCUUUAGGGUUCAACCUCUAAAGGUUUGAUUUUGAAGGGAAAUUUUGUGUAUUUUGGUGCUUUUGAUUAUUGGGUAUGUGCUAAGAUUGCUUGGGGUUUUCUUUUUUCCCUGAAUGCUUUAGGUUUGGUAGGUGUUUGAUAUUUUUCCCUAGUGAAUUAGAUUAAUGAUGUCUAUGAACAACAAUAAUCCCUCCAAGAGACUUGGGGCGUCUUCGUCGCCUUUUGCUAAUGCGGGGAUGGUAGCUCCAUCGAUGUCUGGAAACCCUGCAUUCUCGCAGGCACAGGCACAGGCACAGGCACAGGCACAGGCACAGGCUCAACUAAGUGCUGGUUUUCAAGCUCAGUUUCAGUUAUCACAAGCUCAGGCCCUGGCUCUGGCUCAGUCGAAAGCUCUGGCCCAUGCUCGAGCUCAAGGGCAGUCUGUUAAUGCCCAAUUCCAAGCACAACUUCAAGCUCAAAGUUUGGCCCUUAGCCAAGCUCAAAAUGCUGGCCUUGGUAAUUUAGGUUCCUCUUCUCCAUCCAUGUCUACUCCUGGCAAUGCAAGUGCAAAGAGGAUCUUUCAAAGGCCCCCCAUGUAUCCUCCUGCUGUUCCUAUGACAAACACGAUGCCCCCUUUGAGAACAAUGGAACUUACACAGGCCGCUAGAAGAAAGAAGCAGAAGGUUCCUGACAAACAGCUACAAGAACGAGUGGCUACUAUUCUUCCCGAAUCUGCUUUGUAUACCCAGCUUCUUGAGUUUGAGGCACGAGUUGAUGCUGCGGUAGCUCGGAAAAAAGUUGACAUCCAAGAGGCACUAAAAAGCCCACCUAGUGUUCAGAAAACUCUUCGAAUAUAUGUUUUCAACACAUUUGCCAAUCAGAUUCAGACAAUUCCAAAAAAGCCUAAUGCAGAUCCCCCGGUGUGGACCCUUAAGAUUAUUGGGAAGAUCUUGGAAGAUGGGAUAGAUCCAGAUCAGCCUGGGUUUGUUCAUAAAACGAACCCCUUGUACCCUAAGUUUUCAUCCUUCUUCAAAAGAGUGACUAUCUCUUUGGAUCAGAGACUAUAUCCGGAUAAUCAUAUCAUUAUAUGGGAGCAUGCUCGAUCUCCUGCACCACAAGAAGGUUUUGAGGUGAAGCGAAAAGGGGAAAAAGAAUUCACUGUGAAUAUACGGUUAGAAAUGAAUUAUGUUCCCGAGAAGUUCAAGCUUUCUUCAGCUUUAAUGGAAGUCCUUGGUAUUGAGGUUGAUACACGGCCUAGAAUUUUAGCUGCAAUCUGGCAUUAUGUGAAGGCUAGAAAACUUCAAAACCCAAACGAUCCCUCUUGUUUUAAUUGUGAUGCACAGCUUCAGAAAGUUUUUGGGGAAGACAGGGUGAAAUUUACCAUGGUUCCACAGAAGAUAUUACAGCAUUUGUCUCCACCACCACCCAUACAUUUGGAGCAUAAAAUCAAGCUUUCCGGUAAUAGUCCUGCUGGAAAUGCAUGCUAUGAUGUGUUAGUCGACAUACCCUUUCCUAUACAAAGGGAAUUGUCUGCUCUGUUGACAAAUGGAGAAAAGACCAAAGAGAUUGAUGCUUGUGAUGAAUCAAUAUGUGCUACCAUAAGGAAAAUUCGUGACCACUGUAGAAGGCGUGCAUUUUUUCUAGGAUUCAGUCAAUCUCCAGUAGAAUUUAUAAAUGCUUUAGUUCAGUCUCAGACCCGGGAUCUGAAAUUGGUAACCGGAGAACCUAGUCGAAGUGCUGAAAAAGAGCGCCAAUCAGAUUUCUUUAACCAACAAUGGGUCGAAGAUGCUGUUAUCCGUUAUCUGAAUCGCAAGCCGCCUCCCGGAAGUGAUGCUCCAGGAAGCACAUGAAUCAUGGAAGCCACCUGCUGGAAUUGAUUCUCCAGGGAGAACAAGAGUCGAGGCUCCGAAGGGAUCGAUGACUUGCUAGGUUUUUCAUCGAUUCAAAUCAUGUAUCAACUGAAACUGUCUGUAUACCAGUCCUUUAGAAUCGCACUGUAGUUGAAUGGGUGAAGUGGCUUGUUUAGGCAUAAUUAUCAUCAAACCCUUUUAAAUUAGACAUUGGAAAUUAGCAUGAUAGUUUUGAUCUUGUUCGAUUUGUAAUAUAUAUAUGGCACACUCCUGGACUAUGAUGCUUGGACAAGGGUGUGAGUAUCAGAUAUGGGUACAUGUUUAACAUG